AUGACAUUGUUACUCAACUUACACGCGCUCUUUACCGUCAUUGUUGUUGCCAAUCUUUCUACCAGAUGCAGCGCACUGCUCUCUGGACGUGACUUUUGCUCCACACCGGCGCCCGAUGAGUCACUCCGAGCAGAGCACAGGAGAUUGUAUGAUCUACAGGACCAACGUGGCAGCACCGCUGAGGAAAGCCGGGAGGUGGUGUCUAUGAUUGAAAUCGAGACAUGGUUUCAUAUCGUAAGCAGCAAUGAAGCAUCCGACACAGUAUCAGACGACAUGAUCACCAGUCAGCUUUCCUAUCUUCAGAAGGCAUAUGAAAGUGCGACUAUCAGCUAUCGGUUGGAGGGCAUUACUCGUCAUAUAAAUGACUCUUGGGCGCGGAAUGAUGACGAAUUGGGGAUGAAGAAUGCCCUACGAAGGGGCAAUUAUAGCACUUUAAAUGUCUAUUUCCAAACAGAUCUUCAGGCGUCUUCAGACGACACUUCUCGGGGCCUCCCCUAUAACGGCAAUCGACGAACAGAUGUAUCGGAUCAAUCAUCAACAACUGUCCUUGGCUUCUGUACGUUGCCUGACCCGAGCGUGAAUUCCAGCAGCCCUCGUUCUAGUUACAUCAAGGAUGGUUGUAACGUGUUAGCCGAUACCAUGCCGGGUGGUAGUUUAGCGCAGUACAACCAGGGCGGCACAGCGGUUCAUGAGGUUGGCCAUUGGAAUGGGCUGCUGCACACGUUCGAAGGUGAAUCGUGCUCCCCUGAUAAUGAAGGAGAUUACAUUGAUGACACCCCUGAGCAAUCUGAGCCUACGAGCGGAUGCCCCGCCGAGAAGGAUUCAUGUCCAGAUCUUCCUGGCCUUGAUGCAAUCCAUAAUUUUAUGGACUAUUCAUCUGAUGACUGUUAUGAGAGUUUUACUCCAGAUCAAGCUGAGAGGAUGAGGAGCAUGUGGUCCGCUAUGCGGGAAGGGAAGUGA
Molecule: messenger RNA, 960 nt
Organism: Aspergillus tubingensis
Lineage: Eukaryota; Fungi; Ascomycota; Eurotiomycetes; Eurotiales; Aspergillaceae
Product: zinc metalloprotease
Exons: 2
Coding region: 1-960 (319 amino acids)
Molecular function (GO): metallopeptidase activity
Source: RefSeq, a predicted model, not a curated record